This is a messenger RNA of Brassicogethes aeneus, 1341 nucleotides long. The record is from the annotation of a GenBank genome assembly. NCBI's taxonomy places the organism in Eukaryota, Metazoa, Arthropoda, Insecta, Coleoptera, Nitidulidae.
GCAUGGGUCUCUUGCGUUUUAGUUUGCCUUAAAACGAUCUUGUGUUACUUGUGCGAAAGACUUUGUGUUUAUUUUUGUGACUUUUUUAUUUCCUUGGAUUACCACUUGUGUGUGCUACGGUUAUGAUUCAAGACAUGGCCAAGAACUACUCUCAUUGCCCUCUCAAAAAGAGGCCCGUACCCAUCAUCGAAGACAUUUCAGAUGAACCUGAAAACUUGAGCACCAAACCAGAAGACUUAAGCAGAUUUGGUCGCCUUAAAUCAGAGUCUCCCGUCUCAACUCCAGAGUCGGCACCUCAAUCACCAUUUUCCACCGUUCUCACAUCACCUCCAGGAUCUCCCCCAAGAUCCUCGCCAUCACCCCAACACUUCUACCAACCCCCCAUAAAAGUAGAGGCGCAUUUGCCUUACCCAGCUCCAAUAAGCCCGGAAUAUGCACCGACGAAUUGGCACAGAAGUGUUGCACCCAUGUACCACCCUUAUUCAUACAUGCCUUACCACCAUCACUACGAUUACGCCGCCAUGGGACCGACUUCGCCUUACAGUGAUAACUCCCUAUCGCCGCCUCAUCACAUGCAACAACCUCUUCAACCUUUGGCCCUCAGGCCGACCACAAACUUCUUAUCUUUGGAUCAGCAUUCACUAAGCCCGAACUCAUCGACGACAUCGCCCUCUCCCGACGUAGAAGAUCUGUCGGAAAAAAGACUAAAGGGAAUCAGACACCAGUGUCCCGACUGCGGAAAAAGCUACUCGACCUUCUCCGGCCUGUCGAAGCACCGUCAGUUCCACUGCGCUGCAGGAGACGGCCCCAAGAAGUCAUUCAGUUGCAAGUUUUGUGAAAAAGUAUACGUUUCUCUUGGUGCCCUAAAAAUGCACAUCCGAACCCACACCUUACCCUGCAAGUGCUCCAUCUGCGGGAAAGCCUUCUCGAGGCCUUGGCUGCUGCAAGGACACAUCAGGACCCACACGGGUGAGAAGCCUUUUUCGUGCACCUUCUGCAACAGAGCCUUCGCUGACAGGUCGAAUCUCAGAGCCCAUCUCCAGACCCACUCGGAUGUUAAGAAGUACUCUUGUACCUCGUGUAGCAAAACCUUCUCCAGAAUGUCUUUGUUGACGAAACACAACGAGGGUGGCUGCACGAGCUCGCAGAUUCUUAUGAAAAACGAGCAAAUGUAUGCCUGUUGAUUAUCACGUUGAAAUUCAUCGAGAACAUUCCUUUUGUGGUUCCUUUUUUCGUUAAACAGUAUUUAUUCCCAUUAAUUCACACAGUGCCUUUUUGACAAGACUGAACUACUAAAAAAAUUAUGUACAAAUGUCUCCUACCACGUUGUGUAUAUUUUAG